Messenger RNA from Annulohypoxylon truncatum, 1089 nucleotides. RefSeq lists its product as uncharacterized. Gene Ontology annotation, biological process: mitotic sister chromatid cohesion. The transcript has a single exon. NCBI's taxonomy places the organism in Eukaryota, Fungi, Ascomycota, Sordariomycetes, Xylariales, Hypoxylaceae. The coding region runs from base 84 to 545 and encodes 153 amino acids. Gene Ontology annotation, cellular component: Ctf18 RFC-like complex. The record is from RefSeq and is a predicted model, not a curated record.
ACUUAUUUUAUUUCCAUACUUCCAGAUGUCGGCCAUCACCAGCAACAUUAUCUACAGCUAAGGAGGUCACUGGUCCCUUGAAAAUGGCCUCUUCUGUUCGAUUACACCCAAGGAAACACAGAAAUGAGGCUUCUAGCCCGAAUCCCCUUCCAGAACUCAUACAAACACCGUCCGGCUUAGCAAUCUUAGAGCUUCAAGGGACCAUCAACCUCCCCGAGAAUCAUGGAACCGGUGAGGACAAUUCUCAAGAAAUAGCUGUUGGACGUAUUGUAUUCCCAGAUUACCAUCCAGAAACCCAAGACCCUUCUAGCACUUCCUGGAUGAAAAGAGUCCACCUAUACGUGGGCGAGCACCAGAGACUCACUGGAGAAGUCAAGAAACUUCCAAAAGCUAUAGCUAUCAUUAAGAAGCGAGCCAACUCCGGGGAAGAUGUGAACAUGAACGACGGAAAUUCGGAAUCUGCGGCGGAGGACCUCGAGGUGGUUGAGAUCGUCAAAUACAAACUUGUGUUUUCUCAACGCCCAGAGCCUGUAGGGACAGGAUGAAUCCCCGCCAGCGGAUAUGGACCAAAUAAAAUCCAGCGGCAAUUUCGAUAUAAAAGUAUCACUGGGCCUACCUGCUACGCCUUACUCGGGUGCACCGCUUGAGGUUAAAGCUAGAAGUAUUCCGAACAUACUUCUCCGUUUCUACGCUCUUGACUUUAAGAGAAACUCGGGGAACUAUGUAGUCGUCAUAUGGGGCUCGAUGUAACAUCAGCGAUGGCGCUGGGGAGGCAUUGAAUCUUUCGGUCUAAUGAGUUAGAUCGUACGGGGUUGAUAUUGCGAAUUCCUAGGAGGAUGGCUCGUCGAGUCGUCGCAGUCCUCAAUGUCUAUUCAUGGAGAGACUAUUCAAACACAGUGAAAAGGGGUAGGACAGUACAGUGAAGAUGUACCCACUUACGGUACAAAUGGCUAGACAUGAUACCAAUUAUAUUCUUGUAUGAGACAUCUUCACUUAUCUCAUUAAUCUGAUUGUAUUCAUUUCAUAUGAGCAUCUUUGUCAAUAACGAAUAGACCUAAUCCCCUACUAGGAAUAUAUAAUUCACACGAG